AUGGCAGAAGCAAAUAUUUCAGUAGCUCAGGACCAGUUCAGCUGUCCAGUCUGUCUGGAACUACUAAAGGAUCCAGUUGCUGUUCCAUGUGGACACAGUUUCUGUCUGGUGUGUAUCAACAACUGCUGGGAUCAGGAGGAUGAUAAAGGAACAUACAGCUGUCCACAGUGUAGAGAAACCUUCACUCCAAGACCUGCUGUGAGUAAAAACACCAUUCUGGCUGAAGUUGUGGAGAAACUGAAGAAAACAGAACUUCAGGCUCCACAACCUGCUCACUGUUCUGCUGGACCUGAAGAUGUGGAGUGUGAUUUCUGUACUGGGAGAAAAUACAAAGCUGUUAAAUCCUGUCUGGUGUGUUUGGCUUCUUAUUGUGAAACUCACAUCCAGCCUCACUAUCAAUCUCCUGCUUUUAAGAAGCACAAACUGGUUAAAGCCUCCAGACGACUCCAGGAGCAGAUCUGCUCUCAGCAUGAUAAACUGCUGGAGGUUUACUGUCGUACUGAUCAGCAGUGUAUCUGCAUGUUGUGCAAUAUGGAUGAUCAUAAAGGACAUGAUACUAUAUCAGCCGGCUCUGAGAACAGCGAG
This is a messenger RNA of Trichomycterus rosablanca, 585 nucleotides long. RefSeq names its product E3 ubiquitin/ISG15 ligase TRIM25-like. The transcript has 2 exons. The record is from RefSeq and is a predicted model, not a curated record. Lineage: Eukaryota; Metazoa; Chordata; Actinopteri; Siluriformes; Trichomycteridae. The annotation marks the transcript as partial. Gene Ontology annotation, molecular function: zinc ion binding.